This is a messenger RNA of Fraxinus pennsylvanica, 708 nucleotides long. Lineage: Eukaryota; Viridiplantae; Streptophyta; Magnoliopsida; Lamiales; Oleaceae. The record is from the annotation of a GenBank genome assembly.
AUGGCUAAAGCCAGGGCCGCCCGCCGUACCCUAGAUUCCUACACCGUUAAACACAUUAACAAGACUGUCCGACCCGGAGAUUGCGUAUUGAUGCGACCGACCGAUCCGUCGAAGCCGUCGUACGUGGCUCGAUUGGAGAAGAUCGAGUCGGACAGUCGCGGAGCGAACGUGAGGGUGCACGUACGGUGGUACUACCGGCCAGAGGAGUCGAUCGGCGGCCGCCGCCAGUUUCACGGCUCCAAGGAGGUGUUUUUGUCUGAUCAUUUUGAUAUUCAGAGUGGAGACACAAUUGAGGGCAAGUGUACGGUCCACAGCUUUAAGACCUACACUAAGCUCGAUGCAGUUGGAAACGAUGAUUUCUUUUGUCGCUUUGAGUACAAUUCAUCUACUGGUGCCUUCAAUCCCGAUAGAGUCCCCGUGUAUUGUAAAUGUGAGAUGCCUUACAAUCCUGAUGAUCUAAUGGUUCAGUGUGAAGGAUGCAGUGAUUGGUUUCAUCCAAAUUGUAUAGACAUGACUGCAGAGGAAGCCAAGCGACUCGAGCACUUCUUUUGUCAUAAUUGUUCCUCCCAAGAUCAGAAGUUACAUAACUCUCAUGUUGCUUCCAGACACGCAGACACAAAAGUAAUCACGCUGCUGCAUCUAUUUAAUAAUUUCUGUUCUCCUGAUGAUACUUUCUUUAGCAUCAAGUUGAGUAAGAAUGUUAGUUGA